CUAUUCAAUUCAUCGCUCACUCUUUACUAUUCCACAGUUCCAAUUAUCUUUCUCCACUCUCUCUACUCCUCCUGUCCUACCUACGUUUCUGUGAACAUCAACAUGAAUCCUGUUUUUGUUCGCCGGAGUUUCAAUGCUGCUGCUGGUUUCAUCGUACCCGGUUCCAUGCUGGACAAUACUUUUGUCCUUGAUUCCUUUGUCGCCGCCGCCAAUAAUACCGGUGGUCAUCGUCGUCCUCGGAACAACAACAACAACAACAACAACAUGGGGAUGUUCUCUUCACCGGUAGCAAUUGAUUCCUUUGUCGCGGCACCCAAUAAUACGGGUGGUCAUCGUCCCCGGAACAACAACAACAACAACAUGAGGCCUGUAGCAACAACAAGGGACGUAGGUCCACCAAAUCUUCAUAAUGGAAGAGACAGAAUCAGAAUGGUAGAUGAUACUAUUCUUCUCUUUGAUAAUAAUUCUUAUUCUAUCGCUAACAACACCACCAUGGGGGGUCACAACAAUGCUCUGCUUGAUGAUGUACCAUUCUAUCAUUCUCCUCAACUUGAUUUCAUCAAUCUUGAUGAAAUUGCAACAACAGAUUUUUCAAAAACAGAUGAUCCAUGCUCCAUAUGUCUUUGUGAAUUGUCUACUGAUUCAACGGCAGUUCAGAUUCGCCGUUGCUCUCAUAUAUUCCACAGCGACUGUAUUCAAAAGUGGAUCGGUGUGAGGAGAACAUGCCCCCUUUGUAGAAUCAACCUCCUUUAGUUGUUAGUUGGAAGAAAUGUGCUACUCAUUUAGUUUAUAUGAACACAUGUAAUGUUUAAUGAAUAAAAAUAUAUAUAUAUACAAUUUCUC
This is a messenger RNA of Trifolium pratense (red clover), 843 nucleotides long. Its product is annotated as probable serine/threonine-protein kinase DDB_G0283337. The record is from RefSeq and is a predicted model, not a curated record. Lineage: Eukaryota; Viridiplantae; Streptophyta; Magnoliopsida; Fabales; Fabaceae. Gene Ontology annotation, biological process: protein ubiquitination. The coding region runs from base 103 to 753 and encodes 216 amino acids. Gene Ontology annotation, molecular function: ubiquitin protein ligase activity. The transcript has 2 exons.